Halteromyces radiatus is the source of this 540-nucleotide messenger RNA. RefSeq lists its product as uncharacterized. Bases 202 to 474 code for a protein of 90 amino acids. The transcript has 3 exons. The record is from RefSeq and is a predicted model, not a curated record. NCBI's taxonomy places the organism in Eukaryota, Fungi, Mucoromycota, Mucoromycetes, Mucorales, Cunninghamellaceae.
UUAUUACCUCAAGUCAAUGAAAUUUUAUUCACAUUUGGAAUGGAAACUUUCAUCCUGGCCUUCAACCUGGGGUGCUCUAGUUCUGCGUUCAUGGACUGCAAGCCGUCGAAUUAGGUUUGGACUCAACAUUGCCUCAAGUUCUCGCGAGAUCCUACUUGGUCAGAAUGUUGAUAACAAAGCCAAACUUCAAGGAUAAGCUAUAUGCGCAGGAACUAUCUACCAACAAGAAAAAAACUGGAAAUCCGUUUAUUUGAACACAAUACCCUAUAUUUUUGCAACCACAAAUUGAUACAGGACAAAUUCACGAUCCAUUAUGGACCCGACUUUGGCACUCAAAUAUUUAUCGGCUUGUCCAUAGCGAUUAUAAUGACAAUUCAGAAAAAUUAUCUCUUUGACGGUUUGGGUGGCUUCUCUUUCUCUCUUAUCCAACUCUUUAUCACGGAAAUUAUUUUAUUCACUAGUUUAGUCUUCUAGCUAGUGUUUAUAUUUUAUGAAAAGAAAAAGUAGUAAUACUAUAUUUCAAUUCUCAUUUAAAUAAAA